Molecule: messenger RNA, 718 nt
Organism: Acipenser ruthenus (sterlet)
Lineage: Eukaryota; Metazoa; Chordata; Actinopteri; Acipenseriformes; Acipenseridae
Product: prefoldin subunit 2-like
Exons: 4
Coding region: 70-552 (160 amino acids)
Biological process (GO): protein folding
Cellular component (GO): prefoldin complex; cytoplasm
Molecular function (GO): protein folding chaperone
Source: RefSeq, a predicted model, not a curated record
ACAGGCAGUUAGUGAGGCACCUGGGAGUUGUAAGGCGGGGUCCUCUUGCUGGUUGCUGCCCAUUCCAAGAUGGCAACGAGCAGUAGCAACAGCGCGGCGGGGGCUAAACCCAACAAUACCGGGGCCAAACAGGCUGGUCCCGCCGCGGAGCAGGUGGUGGCCGGGUUUCAGAGGAUGCGGCAAGAACAGCGCAGCCUGGCUUCUAAAGCAGCUGAGCUGGAGAUGGAAAUCAACGAGCACAGCUUGGUGAUAGAGACGCUGAGGGACGUGGACCCCUCGCGGAAGUGUUUCCGGAUGGUCGGGGGGGUUUUAGUUGAACGGACGGUGAAGGAGGUGCUUCCAGCGCUGGAGAGCAACAAAGAGCAGAUUUCCAGGAUCGUGGAGACGAUAAGUACUCAGAUGCAGACUAAAGGAAGAGAGCUCAACGAAUACCGAGAACGCUACAACAUCCGAUUGGUCGGGGAAGAGGAGGGGGCGGGGAAAGCAGCCUCAGGCAAUCAGGACUCUGAGGGAGGCGGGGCCAAGGGUGGGGCCGGAGUUCUCGUCUCCUAGGGUUUCCUAGGAGACCAGAUAGGAGGAGGGGCUAAUGGAAUACAGUCUUAAUGCCACAGAAAGAAGGAUGGAAAAGAGUUUUGAGACAUCAGUACUGUAUCUGUGGGGUGGGGCGGGGGGUUCUCUCUUUUUGAUGUUGUCACUGAAUAAAAAAUAAUAAAUUAAA